GCAUGCGCUGUUCUCCCUCUGUCCCGCCCCUCCCUUCUAGAGCCCCCGGUUCCUUAGAAACCAGGCGGCGUGUUCACGGUGUCGGGACGCUAGAUUACGGUGGCUGCUCAAGCCCGCUAGUCUCCUUUAAGGCGGACGGGUGGCCUCCGAAACCCGUCCCGACCCAUGGUCUCCGGUGCGGCGCGGAGCGGGCAAUGCCAGCGUGCCAGGAGCCAUGCUUGACCAGGACGGUGGGAAGAUCAGCUCCAUGCUGGAGGCCCUUGUGAGGAGAUGAGGCAGUGAGCAGAGGCUGGGAUGAAGAUGCUGCCGGGAGUGGGUGUGUUUGGGACUGGCAGCUCAGCCCGGGUCCUGGUCCCACUACUAAGAGCAGAAGGGUUCACUGUGGAGGCCCUGUGGGGGAAGACAGAGGAGGAGGCGAAGCAGCUUGCGGAGGAGAUGGACAUCACCUUCUAUACUAGCCGCACUGAUGACGUCUUGCUGCAUCAGGACGUGGAUCUGGUGUGCAUCAACAUCCCCCCUCCGCUUACUCGACAGAUAUCUGUAAAAGCUCUAGGUAUUGGGAAGAAUGUGGUCUGUGAGAAGGCAGCAACAUCGGUGGAUGCCUUCCGGAUGGUGACAGCUUCACGCUACUACCCACAGCUGAUGAGCCUGGUGGGGAAUGUGCUGCGCUUCCUGCCUGCCUUCGUGCGCAUGAAGCAGCUGAUUGCAGAGCAUUAUGUAGGCGCAGUGAUGAUCUGUGAUGCCCGCAUCUACUCAGGCAGCCUGCUCAGCCCCAGCUAUGGCUGGAUCUGUGAUGAGCUCAUGGGUGGCGGGGGCCUGCAUACCAUGGGCACCUACAUCGUGGACCUGCUGACCCACUUGACUGGCAGGAGAGCUGAGAAGGUCCAUGGGCUGCUCAAGACCUUCGUGAGGCAGAAUGCUGCCAUCCGAGGCAUCCGGCAUGUCACCAGCGAUGACUUCUGUUUCUUCCAAAUGCUCAUGGGUGGAGGAGUAUGCAGCACAGUGACACUUAACUUCAACAUGCCUGGUGCCUUUGUGCAUGAAGUCAUGGUUGUGGGCUCUUCAGGGCGCCUUGUCGCCCGGGGAGCUGACCUCUAUGGGCAAAAGAAUUCUGCCACACAAGAGGAGCUGCUAGUGAGAGACUCACUGGCCAUGGGCUCAGGGCUGCCCGAACAGAGGCCCCAGGAUGUCCCGCUGCUCUACCUGAAGGGCAUGGUCUACAUGGUGCAGGCCUUGCGCCAGUCCUUCCAGGGGCAGGGGGACCGCCGCACCUGGGAUCGCACCCCUGUCUCCAUGGCUGCCUCAUUCGAGGAUGGGCUCUACAUGCAGAGUGUGGUGGAUGCCAUCAAGAGGUCAAGCCGAUCAGGGGAGUGGGAGACCGUAGAGAUUCUGACAGAGGAGCCUGAUGCCAACCAGAACCUGUGUGAAGCACUUCAGCGGAAUAACCUAUAAGCCUGCAGAUGGGCUCCCGGCCACAGGGAUCAGGGAGGGAGCAGUGAUGGAGGUGUAGCUGGCCAUGGCAGAGACAGUGUCAUGCAUUUAAUAAAUCAGCUUGUACUAGUGCAGAGAGAAAAUUGAAAGUGGCCCAGGGAAAUCUCCCCUUCCAUCCAUUCAUUUACUCCUUAGACUUUCAGGACGGUGAGCACACCUACUACCAUAGCCCAGGCUAGCAUUAUGUGUAGGGCGGAGCUGCUGCCCUGCCUCUUCAUGGCUCUGCUAGUGAACAGGACCAGUGAAAGCCCAACUUGGGGGUUCUUCAGCCUGACUUGUGAUCUGAUAGGAUGAAAAAGCCCAGCAAAGAGCCAUGUGGGCUGAGGUCUGAGGAGAAAUGACAAGAAGCCUGGUUAUUUUCAUGCCCUUCUUGAGGGCCUGGGGCAUCUCAGGAGUGGUGAGACAAGUCAUCCCUCAGGGAUCUUCAACUGUCCUCCCAUGUGACAGUACCAGGCUGACCUUCAGGGAGGAGGGGUUUCGGUAUUUAGUGAGCUCUUGGGGGCUGUUAAUAUAAGGCAGAGGGCCCCUGACUUGGCAAAGAGGAGACAAGGAGAGCCAUAAAACAUCUGAUAAAUGUCACUAUAAAUCAGAAAAUGUGACAUCUUGGCAUGUGUUUUAUUUGGUGAUUGGGUUUCUUUAAUAGUGAAAGGCUUGUUUAUUGCUGUAGAUUUUAUCUUUCCUUACAAAUGCACAGCAGCUCUGAGCCUACUAUGGAUCCAACACCAUCUGUUGGGUCACAUAGUCUCCUGGCAUUCCCUGCCCCUCAUCUUCAGCAUGGCCAAGCCCCAGGAGUCCUCCAAAGAAAUGUUUGCUCCGAGGGCAGGACAUGAUGUUUCUUGAUGAGAUGCUGUUGGGCCUGCCAUUUCAGGCAGGUAGGUGAGAACCUAGGGCCUCCUGGGCUGGACAUCAGGAGGGUUCUGUUCUUGAAAACAUGGUGUGGCAGGGCUGGGGAUUUAGCUCAGUGGUUCUGGUGCCUGCCUCGAAAGUGCAGGGUCCUGAGUUCGAUCCCCAGUACCAAAAAACAACAACAACAAAAACAUGAAAACAUGGUGUGGCUCCAGGAGGGCCCUGGCAAGGGAACAAGUUUGAGGACAAAAGACUCACUGCCCCUUGGCACAAAUUUGACUGGGCUCUGCCUGACCCAGCUAGACAGUCACCAGCCAUGCUUAUUAACUGUCCCAGAUAGGCACAACACAGCCUUUUAGCUACCUCAGUCAGAGGUGGGUGAGGUGUUGAGAAAGGACACAUCUGCCCCUUUGUUUCCUUUGCCAGCUGCUGGAUUGUGAAGCCUGGACAAACUGUCCUUUUCUAGCCUUCCUCCCUCUUCCUGCCCUGAGCUCCUGGCCAGAAAAGCUCAGGGAGAGCUUCCUCUUCCUCUUGGCAGCCCUUAUAGAGGUCACCAGGCUUGUUUUCCUGCACUGUCCUGUUUUCAUGCCUUAUCCAUAUGAACAUAAAAUACGGGCUAGUGUUGGAGUUUACUUACAGCAUUCUGGGUCCCUAGGUAAACACUUUAAGCAUAUUAUUUAAUCUCCAAACCACUCUAGUGAGGUACUAUUAAUAGGCUCAUUAUUCAGAUCAGAAAACAGGCGUGGGGGCGGGGCACAGUUACCUCUCGUGGGUUGUAAUUGAUGGGAUCCAGGAGCUUGGUCAGAACCAUCUGACUGCAGCAUCUGACUGAGACCUGUGCUUGAUCCCAGCACUCAGAAAUCUCCCAGGUACCUAGGCACUGCCCCUCUUGCAGCUGGGAGGGGAACUCAGAGAGCCUAUUCUCAGGCUGGACUUUGGCAGUUAAAGGAGGGUUAUCUCUUGUUCCUGGAUUGCUCAGCUCUGCUCAGCUUCAGAUCAGACUGUUUCGAGGAUCCCAAAGUCUUCUUAAUUUGGGAAUUGACCAUGAAAAUACAAGAUGCUCCUACAUAAGAAAGGGCAAUAUUGCUGAUCCAGAGUGGCUAAAGUUAGGUUUUGGGCCCUGAAAGCCCAAGGUCCUGAGUUCAAUCUCCGGUACCAAAAAAUAAAGUUAGGUUUUGGAGGACUCUUGUUUACAGAGACUGAUUCUCCAAGUGCUGGAGCACAUUGCGGUGGGCCUAGUGCAGACCUACUUUUAGGUCCUCUGAGCACAUCUCCCAGAGCCUAGGUUCAUCCCCCACAACCCCCUGAGAUCUUUCCCAUUCUGUAUCUCACGGGCAUCAGUGCCUGUUGGUCCCAGUUUGGGAAUGGGGAGGAGAGUUGGGCCCUGAAAUGGACCAGAUGCUUGUGACCCAGGGAGCCUGUGGUAAUUUAAGCCCAAAAUUGGUUCCUGGCUUGUCAUGCAGCGCCCCCUCCUGGAGAAUGACAGCAUCUUCCAGGACCUGUCUCCAAAUCUCAAGAUGCUAACUGCACUUCCUCAGAUCAUAGUAGUUUUGGGGGCCGGGGAUUUAGCUCAGUGGUUUCACCGCCUGCUGCGCAAGCACAAGGACCCAAGUUUGAUCACCAGUACCAAUAAAUAAAUAAAUAAAGAUCAUAGUAGUUUUUCUAGCCAG
Messenger RNA from Heterocephalus glaber (naked mole-rat), 4007 nucleotides. RefSeq names its product Gfo/Idh/MocA-like oxidoreductase domain containing 2 (gene Gfod2). Gene Ontology annotation, cellular component: extracellular matrix. The record is from RefSeq and is a predicted model, not a curated record. NCBI's taxonomy places the organism in Eukaryota, Metazoa, Chordata, Mammalia, Rodentia, Bathyergidae. Gene Ontology annotation, biological process: extracellular matrix organization. Gene Ontology annotation, molecular function: nucleotide binding.